AUGCCCGCAGACCGCAUCACCACCUCGUUCUCAGAGGCACAGAGACUGGGACUCCCGCUCUCGUCUCACGGGCCACGACACGCUCCCAGCAUCGCUCGAGGAAACGCCUGCGGGACGUGCAGGAAGCGCAAACUCAAGUGCGACGGCGUCAAACCCCUCUGUGGGUCGUGCCGCAAAUCGGCCGUCGUGCACGGCGAAGACCCGGAGCGCGUCCAGCCGUGCGAGUACGCAGACCCGAAUGCGCCGAAGAAGAAGCGCGCGUCGCCUGGAUCCAAGGUUGCGGCGCUCGAGGACACGAUCGCCAACUUGAAGGCGAUGCUCGCCAAGGCCGGCAUCGACCCCGAGAACGGCGAGAGCAGCUCCGAGUCGUCGCCCGCCCCUCAGCCUUUCCCUCAGUACACCGCUUCGUCAGCCAGCUCGUCCGGCAGCAUCGCACCAGCAAACUUUGCCCUGCCCAACCUUGGCUUCACGUCGCCGCAGACGUACCCGACGACUUCGGCUGCUGUGACGUCGCUCCCCGACCCGCUCUUGUCGCAACCGGCCUUCAGCCUCCCUCCGACGCUCGACAUGAACUCGUUCACCGACGCGACGACGGCGGCGGGGCACAACUUUCCCUUCCGGUCAUCGAGCAUGCGGGACCUCCCUCUCCCGCGACAAGCGGCGGCGGCGGCGCCUCAACAGCCCAGUCCGCCCUUCACGACCAGCAGCUCAAUAAACGACGCGACGCCUCCUCUCACGCCCCCCUCUCCCUUCUUCUACGAGCUCUUCUACCCCGGCUGGCCCAAGUCCCUCCCCUCACCCGACCUCACGACCCGCCUCAGCGAAAUCUACUUCUCGAAACCGCACAUCUGUCAAGGCAUGAUCGACCCGUCCAGGUUCCGCGCCGACAUGCUCCUCCCCCCAACCGCGUUUGGGUUCCCGCAUCUCUCGUUGCUCCAUGCGAUGUGCGCCGUUGCGGCAAAGAUGGUCUCGCCCGAUUAUUUUGCGAGCGAGGAGAUGUAUUGGGUUGGGUAUAGUAGUCCGAGCGAGUACCAUUUCGCUCAAGCAAAGGUCGCGCUCGACUCGGCCGUCGGCAAAGGAGCCAAGUUCCUCCGCAUCGCGCAGGCUUCAGCGCUCCUCACCUACUUCUGCUACACCGAAGGGAAAUUCGCCGACCUCUGGAUGAUGGUCGGCAACGCCACCCGUAUCUGCACUCCCCUCGGCUUGAACCACCUCCGCGCCGCAUCGGACGAGCCCGCCCAGCCGGCGCACUACAAAGGCUACCUCAUGCAGGGGACAGACGACCAGGAGGAACUGUACGAACGGUCGAUGGUGUUUUACAAUGCGUUGAUGGCGGACCGGUUCUCGUCCGCUUCGACGGGGUGGGCUACGAGUAUCGAUGAGGAGGACUACACGACGCCUAUCCCUUCGCUUGCGCGUCGUCAGCCGACCUCCCCUCUCGAGCUGAGCGCCCUCUCGCCUCGCAACCCAAACUUCUGGAUCGCCCACCCACCUCACCUCGUCGGCCCGCUCCAGCUCUUCCUCAAGGCCGUCAUCCUCCUCGGCAAGGCCGUCCAGUUCACCCAGCGCGCACCGCAUGUCCUCCGGUCGGCCGCGCAGGCCAUGUCGCUCAAUGACCCGAUCAGGGAUGUUCGCUCGACCGACGCCUUCAAGCGCAUCGACGCCAUGAUCGCCACCUUCCUCGCCUCGAUCCCUCGCGAAUACCAGUUCACGCACCGCCCAACACCCGGCGUCGCGCCCGACGUCCUGACCGAAACGCGUCUCUGCCUCACGCACGCGAUGAGCCACAACGCCACCAUCCUCUUGCAUGAGCCGUGGGUCAACUCGAUCAGUGAUCAGGACGAGGGGAUGAGGAAGUGCUUGACGAGCGCGAAUGAGAUCCUCAACACGAUCUUUGUCAUCAUCGGCACGUCGUACGAGGUCUCGCGCCUGUCGCCGUUCAUCAACUUUUGCUGGGCCGUCGCUGGACGCACCUUCGUUCGCAAGCUAGCGAUGCUCCUCGUCCAGAAAAUCCCCCAGGGCCAGGAGGAGAUGAAGAGCAACGUGCAGACGAUCCUCGCCGUCCUGCGCGCGCACAAGACUCCUCUCGGCGACAUGUCGGCUUUGCAGCUCGAGUUUCUCCUCGAGAACCCCUUGCGCACGCUUCCCCCGGCGCUUCUCAAGCUCGUCGACCCGUCGCUGCACCCGGCACCGAGCAACGUACCCGACUGCAAGUUCCUCAUCGCCGCAGGUGCCGAGGGCUGCUACACCGAGCCCAACCUCGAAGACCACGAGCCGCUUUUCUCGAGCGCCACGUCGGCGUCGGCAUCGGCGUCGAUCAGGAUCGACAGUGUCGUCGAGGAGCUCUUGCGAGGCGAGGGCGCCUUCUCGGCCAAGAGCACGGCGUCGAUGGCGAUGGAGAUGGACACCCUCGCUGCCUCUGCUGAUGGCAGGACCAUUGGCGGACUGAAGAGCGGGGAAGGGUGGUACGCCAAGGCUGACCUGGGCACUAUCGAGGCGUUGCUCGAGGAGCAGGGCGUCUGA
Molecule: messenger RNA, 2523 nt
Organism: Rhodotorula toruloides NP11
Lineage: Eukaryota; Fungi; Basidiomycota; Microbotryomycetes; Sporidiobolales; Sporidiobolaceae
Product: C6 transcription factor
Exons: 11
Coding region: 1-2523 (840 amino acids)
Biological process (GO): DNA-templated transcription; regulation of DNA-templated transcription
Cellular component (GO): nucleus
Molecular function (GO): DNA binding; DNA-binding transcription factor activity, RNA polymerase II-specific; zinc ion binding
Source: RefSeq, a predicted model, not a curated record